Messenger RNA from Caenorhabditis elegans, 699 nucleotides. RefSeq lists its product as uncharacterized. Lineage: Eukaryota; Metazoa; Nematoda; Chromadorea; Rhabditida; Rhabditidae. The record is from RefSeq and is marked reviewed. The coding region runs from base 11 to 571 and encodes 186 amino acids. The transcript is spliced from 3 exons.
UUCUCUGAAAAUGUGCACAGUUGCCUACGAAAAAAUGGACGUUGGAGUUGAAAAUGUUUCAAUUUUCCGUCGACUUCAAAAAGUUGACUUUCGUGUCUGGUUCUUCAUGUUUGUCAUUGGAAGUAUUGCAUUUGACGUCACAAAAUUGGAAUAUUUGGUACAAUAUGGAUUGGUACGCCACACAAUUCAUAUUCCAAUUUGUUUGAUUUUCAAUGGGAUUCCACUUUAUGCUUCUGUUUCAAACAAUCUUUCCGUAUUUUCCUUCAUCAAGGCGUAUUCGACAUUCUUCCUUCUUGUCUCUACAAUCAUCGCUACACUGGGCCCUAUUUGGAUAAUCUUCGAGUUCAACACGGGAGCUCCAGAACAGAUUCGAUUGGUUAUGGAACAUGGUGACACUCAUGAAAUGGAAUUUAUUCAACGCCUUGGUUACUGUAUUCUCUUUGAGCUCACUUUGAUUUUGGAUGCCGGGUUUUAUGCAAUUCAAAUGUUCUUGGCGCGGAGCGUGAUUCGUGUGAUCAAAUCUGAAAAAAAAGAUGCUCCUGUGGAAAUGAAUGCAUUCAAUGUUGUCUGAUUGUUUUACUGCUGUUUUACUCUUGAAAUUUAAAAUUUUCCACUGAAACUUAUGUAUUUUUGAAAUUUCCUUUUCCCUACACCUUUUUUUGCUCAAUUUUUCCAAAAUCGUAAUAAAAUUGUCUUCAG